This is a messenger RNA of Eptesicus fuscus (big brown bat), 1274 nucleotides long. It is a transcript of the gene SNAPC5, whose product is annotated as small nuclear RNA activating complex polypeptide 5. Gene Ontology annotation, biological process: transcription initiation at RNA polymerase III promoter; transcription by RNA polymerase II. The transcript has 4 exons. NCBI's taxonomy places the organism in Eukaryota, Metazoa, Chordata, Mammalia, Chiroptera, Vespertilionidae. Bases 51 to 350 code for a protein of 99 amino acids. The record is from RefSeq and is a predicted model, not a curated record. Gene Ontology annotation, cellular component: nucleus.
GCUGUGACGUCAUCGCCGAGCGCCCAGCCGCCAGGGCGUGUGGAGACGCGAUGCUGAGCCGGCUCCAGGAGCUGCGCAAGGAGGAGGAGACGCUGCUCCGGUUGAAGGCGGCACUGCACGACCAGCUGAACCGGCUCAAGGUUGAAGAGUUGGCCCUCCAAUCAAUGAUUAGUUCUGGAAGAGAGGGUGAGAUGCCGUCUUCUCCAGCUGUCCAGGAACAGUCACAUGAUCAGAUGGUGGUGCAUGUGGACAAUGAAGCAUCAAUCAACCAAACUGCACUGGAGUUGAGCACAAGGAGCCAUGCACCAGAAGAGGAGGAGGAGGAGGAGGAAGAAGAAUCAGAUUCGUGAAGUGGGGAAAGAGCCAGGAAAGGUGUAAAGUGUAACCAGUGAAAGAGGGAAACCAUUGCUCAGUGGAGCAAAGCAGCAUGAACAGACCAUCCCAGUGGAGGCUCCAAUGCCAGCCAGGCACUGUUCACCAGCAAGGCGCUCCUGCGAGCAUGCUGGCAACCCUACCAGCCACCCACCCCACUGCUUCUCCCUGACAGAGAGAGACAGAAGGAGCAGAUGGGAUCUAUUCACAGGUCCACAGGAAAGGUGGUUGAAAGAUUCACAGAUUAGGGUGUUUGCUGAGAAGAGUUGGACAAAGUCCAAAGAUUGGAAUUUCAGGAAGCCCAUUAGUUUAGUCCAAAGCAGUGAUGUCCUCAGGGUGGCAUUUUCGCCUUUCAGACCUCCUUCCUGUCUUUAUCUUUCCCCUCGCAAAUAAUGCUUGGCUAAAUCACCGUAUUUCUUAUGUAUUAGAGACACUGAAUAUCCUGACACAAAAGUAGAAAUCUUUCAGCCUUUUAACUUGAUAGUAUAUUUAUUAGAAUAAGAGAUUAGAUUUGUUAAACAUUUGCAUUAAAAUGGUUAAAAGAAUUUUCGUACAAUUUUUAGGCACUAUACACACUGUUGUUUACAAUAGCAUCAUUACUUGGAUUUGGGGAAAGGUAAAUCGCAUACAUUUUAAUGCCUUGGUACACUUGUAACAUUCAAAGUAACUCCACCAUUUUAGAAACACUAAUCCAAACUUAAAGAGACAUAUACCACUAAGUAUCCACAUAGUGUAUUUAAAAAUAAAUAUAGAAAUACAACCAGAAGUCUAUAAAUCAUCAGAGUAGACAGACUGGUGAAGCCCCAAUUAUCAUGGCAGUGAAGGGCUCUGACUACAUUUUUGAUGGAAAUUGCUGAAUUCUAUACCAAAAGCAAAAACAUAAUAAAAUAUCAUGACAUACA